Penicillium argentinense is the source of this 1878-nucleotide messenger RNA. Its product is annotated as C2H2 zinc finger protein. Gene Ontology annotation, molecular function: DNA-binding transcription activator activity, RNA polymerase II-specific; RNA polymerase II cis-regulatory region sequence-specific DNA binding. Bases 1 to 1878 code for a protein of 625 amino acids. Lineage: Eukaryota; Fungi; Ascomycota; Eurotiomycetes; Eurotiales; Aspergillaceae. The record is from RefSeq and is a predicted model, not a curated record. Gene Ontology annotation, cellular component: nucleus. The transcript has a single exon. Gene Ontology annotation, biological process: regulation of transcription by RNA polymerase II.
AUGACAUCGGAAGUAGCCAUCGCCUUGGUUCGUCCACCCUACGAGGCUGGCGCGAAACCUUCUGCCUCCAUGGCGGCAUUGAUGCACUCGAACAACGAGCCAGUCGCCAUCUCAAAUCCGAUAUCCACCCCGUCCACCGCCCUCUCAAGCCCCGAGCCCAUCUCCUUCCUCAAAGCUCCCUCAAAACCCGAUACCAAUUUGAGCUCCAUCGCCAGUGCCGGCCUACACGUCUCGCGAUCCCAACCCUCUCAGAUGACGACUCCAGCCUCGGCGCCGGCGGAUCGGCCGAUCGAGCAGGAGCAGAAGACCGAACUUAAUAACACUCAGGUCGCCCGCGAAGCAUUGGGGGCCAGCGAGCGGUCGCCAGCUCAUUCCAUCCACGAUCCUUCCAUUCAUGCGUCGCCCGAGCAGAUGCAGGUAGACACGCACGCGAAUGAUGCUGCAACGGACCCAUACGGAUCGACCGAGCACCAUCAGAAUUCUCUCAUGCAGACAUCGACCGUCGCGAGUCCCGGACCUAUCGAAGAAUCGGCCUCGCAGGACGGUGACCGACCGCGGCCCCGGGCCGCUUCGGAUCUCGAACAAGACAGCAAUAAAGCCUUUUCGUAUCCUAUGCCCUCGGGCGGUCCUGGUAUGCUGGCAGCGAAUACCCCGCCGCCUCCCAGCGCCCGCCGUCUAAGCAUUAGUGAUCCGCGUCGCGGACUGAGUCUGCCCGACGCGGGCUACAAUAGAGGCAGCCUACGCUCGCCAUCGGCGAAGAAGCACCGCUGCCCCUACUGCGCCACAGAAUUUACCCGACAACAUAACCUUAAGAGCCAUCUGCUCACCCAUAGCCAAGAGAAACCAUUCGUCUGUCAAACCUGCCAAUCUCGUUUCCGCCGAUUACACGACUUGAAACGGCACAGCAAACUCCACACCGGCGAGCGCCCUCACAUUUGUCCCAAGUGCGGGCGUCGCUUUGCUCGCGGCGACGCGCUUGCGCGCCACAACAAGGGCCAAGGUGGAUGCGCCGGUCGACGGUCAAGCAUGGGAAGCUUUGCGGGAGAAGAUGAAUACGGCGACGGGCACCCUCCGGAUGACACAAUGGAUGGUCUGGUAUACGCGGAGCCGGAGCGCAUGGAUGAGGAAGACGAGCGACGACUGAAUAUGCCGAGCAUUCGCAAGCCUGAUGCUGAUUCUCUUUCUCGAUCUGACUCUCUCCACCCCCGUCAGCCCAGCACGUACCCACCGAUCGCUGCUGGUCGUGCUCUUUACCCACCUCCAGGCUCGCACGGUGGCUCGGGUCCACCAACAACGGCGACCUCGCAACCUGGAAACAUGACCUUCCCACCGGCAGGCCACCAGUCUGGCUCAUCUGUUUUCACUCCGACCAAUGUCGGCGACAGCCCCAAGCCGCUCUCUCCGAAUGCUCUCUCGCACCAUGACGGACACUCACAACCCCACCGCGCAGCCUCUCCCGCCAUGGGUCAGUCGUUGCCUCACCCUCAGCCCUCCUUUGCUCGAACUGGACAACCCAACCACGCCCCGACAGGAUUGGGUCUGCCACCACCCCCAGCUGGAGCCCCUCACCUCCCUCCGCCCGUCAUCAGUUCGCCUGACGCGCGAUUCGGCCUUCAGGCACCAGCGAAACAUACGUCAUCUCACGGCCAUUCCAGCUCCCAUCCGGGUUUCCCGAAGGUGGGACUCGAUGGUCCUGCUGAGACAAACAAUGAAGCUAGCCAGAUCGAUAGGCUCUGGCAGUACGUCCGCUCCAUGCACGAUGAAAUGACUGGGUUGCGCGAAGAAGUCGCGUCUCUGCGCGCACACAUCGCGACGAUAAACCCAUCAUCAGCACCCGCGCCCGUCGAAAUCAACCAGGCCAAUUCCGGCCCAAGGUGA